Molecule: messenger RNA, 2950 nt
Organism: Apus apus (common swift)
Lineage: Eukaryota; Metazoa; Chordata; Aves; Apodiformes; Apodidae
Gene: EIF2A
Product: eukaryotic translation initiation factor 2A
Exons: 14
Coding region: 1064-2857 (597 amino acids)
Biological process (GO): translational initiation
Cellular component (GO): cytosolic small ribosomal subunit
Molecular function (GO): ribosome binding; tRNA binding; protein binding
Source: RefSeq, a predicted model, not a curated record
GCCGGCUUGGACACUGCCCCGACAGCCUCUUCUCCAGGCUGAGGAGCUGUUGCUUAACUUGUCUUCGGUUUGUUAGUUCGUAAGGUGCUCCCAGAGAGGGGAAGGGAGGGGGGUGGCUUCAGGCUGGAAGAGGGGAGACUGAGCUGAGCUAUUUGGAAGAAAUGCUUCCCUGGGGGGGUGUGAGAGCCUGGCCCAGGCUGCCCAGGGAAGCUGUGGCUGCCCCAUCCCUGGCAGUGUUGAAGGGCAGGUUGGAUGGGGCUUGGAGCAGCCUGGGCUGCUGGGAGGUGUCCCUGCCCAUGCAGGGGGGUGGAAGUAGAUGUUUUUUAAGGUCCCUUCCCACCCAAACCAGUCUGGGAUUCUGUAAGUAAGGAUACUUGGCAGUUGGAGGAGCAGCGUGGGGAUGGUGGUGGUGGACAUUCCUGUCACCCAGGUGUUGCUGCUGGCCCUCAGCCUCCUUGAAACAACGCAGCUGCAGAGCCUGCAGCUCCAGCUGGGACGGGUCUGGUCUUCCUGAGUAAAACACUGUCACCUCAGAGGGCACCUCUGGUGUCUCAGAAAAUGCACAACAUGCGGCUAAUGUCUGCAUAACAAUUGCCUGUUUUGUGGGUUAAUGUUGCAUUCUGAUAUGCUUGUAAUAGAUCUACCUGAAAAUGUAUUGGUUCGCUCCCUUUUUAACAAUUGCAGCUGCAUGAGCCUGUGUGCCUGGUUUGCUCUCUCAUGCCAUAGGUGUGGUGAUGUCUCUGGUUUUAAAAAUGUUUUAUAUUGAUAUGUUUUCAUCCUCUCUUUUUCCCAAAUCAGACUUCGAUGUUGAAACUCACAAUAGGUCAAAUUCUGUCUCAUGUCAGCAGCAACCCAAGCCUGACAGUCUCUGGCACACUGCUCUCCUGUGUUUGGGCAGCUGAUCCUCACCUGGGGAUAGCUGGGCAGGCCUUUUCAGCUCCACCGUGCAGGGCUCUGCUGUGACUCCUGCAGGGAUGCAGAUGUUUCAGCUUCUGCACGUUGGGCUUCGUGGAGGUGCCUCCUGUGACAGAGUCAAGAGCUGAGGCCCGUGGGCCACUGCAGGAUGAGGGGUUGUCCCCACCUCUGUCCUGGUGCAGCUCCUGUGCUGUGUGGGGUCAUCCUGCCAGUGAGAGGAUCCGAGGGGCUUUACAUGGUGAAUGGGCCACCCAGUUUCACAGAGAGCACAGCGUUUCAAAGGGACUCUGGAAAAAAUUGCAAGGUUGUUGCUUUUAGCAAGGACGGUUCCCUCUUUGCCUGGUGCAACGGAGAAAAAGUAAACCUAGUUAAUGUCACCAGUGCUGAGUUGCUGUGCUCCUUUGAUCUCCCGAAGGUGGUUUGCCUCGCGUUCUCGCCCAAGAACAGUGUCCUGGCCACCUGGCAGGCCUACACAACUGCUAAAGAUGGCACAGCAGGGCUGCCCAACCUGCAGCUUCAUGAUGUGAAAACUGGAAAAUGCUUAAAAUCCUUCAUCCAGAAGAAGAUGCAGAACUGGUGUCCUUGCUGGGCAGAUGAUGAGAGCAUUUGUGCCAGGAAUGUAAACAAUGAAGUGCACUUCUUUGAAAACAACGACUUCAACACUAUUGCAAAUAAACUACAUUUGCAGAAGGUUAAUGAUUUUGUGUUAUCUCCAGGAGCACAGCCAACCAAGGUGGCCGUGUAUGUGCCGGGCAGCAAGGGAGCUCCCUCCUUCGUCAGGCUCUACCAGUACCCCAGCUUUGGUGGCCCCCAGUCUGCACUGGCCAACAAGAGCUUCUUUAAAGCUGACAAGGUGACAAUGCUGUGGAACAAGAAAGCCACGGCCGUGCUGGUGGUCGCCAGCACCGAGGUGGACAAGACGGGAGCCUCGUACUACGGCGAGCAGACCCUGCACUACAUCGGCACGGACGGGCAGAGCGCCGUGGUGCAGCUGCCAAAAGAUGGCCCUAUUUAUGACGUAGUUUGGAGCCCCAGUUCUGUGGAGUUCUGCGUGGUGUACGGUUUUAUGCCUGCCAAAGCAACAGUUUUUAACCUGAAAUGUGACCCCGUGUUUGAUUUCGGCACCGGUCCCCGCAAUGCUGCCUACUACAGCCCCCACGGACACAUCCUGGUGCUGGCAGGGUUUGGAAAUCUGCGGGGACAGAUGGAAGUGUGGGACGUUAAGAACUACAAACUCAUUUCCAAGCCAGUAGCCUCGGAUUCCACCUACUUCGCGUGGUGUCCUGACGGGGAGCACAUCGUUACAGCCACCUGUGCUCCCAGGCUGAGGGUCAGCAACGGCUACAAGAUCUGGCACUACACUGGCACUCUGCUGCACAGCUACCAGGUUCCCUCCAACGAGGAAAUGUGGCAGGUGUCCUGGCAGCCCUUCCCGGAUGGCGUGUUCCCAGCAAAAGCCGUGAAGUACCAGGCGGUGCCGAGCGAGCUGCCCAGCGCUGAGCCCAGGCCUGCUCAGGCCUACAGGCCUCCAGCCCUCAGGAACAAGCCUGCCACCAGCUCCAAGCUUCAUGAGGAUGAGCCACCUCAGAAUAUGAAGCCUCAGUCGGGAAGCAGUGAUAAGCCACUCUCUAAAACAGCUCUCAAAAACCAAAGGAAGCAUGAAGCCAAGAAAGCUGCUAAACAGGAGGCCAAAGCCGAAGCCAGCCAGGAAGGCAGGCAGUGCCCAGCAGCGGCCAGCGCCCCGCGCGGUGCUGCGCCCGCCUCCUCGGGGGAUCCCGAGCUUGACAAGAAGAUCAAGAACUUAAAAAAGAAGCUAAAGGCAAUUGAGCAGCUGAAAGAACAAGCAGCUGCUGGCAAACAGCUGGAGAAGAAUCAGUUGGAGAAGAUUCAGAAGGAAACUGCUCUCCUGCAGGAACUGGAAGAGCUAGAACUGGGUCUUUAAAACUCCUUGGAAAUCCAGUACAGUGUUUACACAAAGUCCAUGAAAAAUAUAAAUUGUAUUAACUUGAAAACAAUAAAACGUUUCAGCAAAUGA